AUGUCGUCCGAGUCACGGUCCGAGCUAAUAGCCCGCUUCCCCAUUGUUCGAUACGUCCCCAUACCUGACACUGGGUACUAUGAUUUGACAUCUUUCCCCGAACGGUUGGGCGAGUCACCUGUGCAGAAUGUUUACCUCGAGGCGCAUAAUGCACGAUGUGACAUUUGUUUGGUGGAUUUUGACCCUCCUCCGAGCAAAAUUUUGCAUACCGUCGCCGAGAUCGAGUCUGAUCCUCUUAUACAGCUUCCAUGUUCUCAUGUAUUCCAUAAAAGCUGUAUUGGCAACUGGCUUCUUGGAACAUCGCAAUCCACGUGUCCUUCAUGCCGCGCAAACGUCAUUCAAAUGGAACGUAGUGGUAUUCGGAAUCACGGCAAUCGGUCUGUGCCGAUAUCGAAACGCCCCGAAACUUCUAUAGAGCAAUCUAUGCGCGAACUAUCACCGUCACCCUCCCUAACCAGCCACAAUAGUCCUUCACAUGUGUCGGAACGCCCCGGAAUUCCUAUGGAGCAAUCUAUGGGUAGAUUAUCACCGUCACCCUCCAUGACCAUCCACAAUAGUCAUUCACGUGUAUUGACACGCUCCCAAACUCCUAUGGAGCAAUCUAUGGGCAGACUAUCACCGUCACCCUCCCGGACCAUCCACAAUAGUCAAUCACAGGACUCAUUGCCGUUCCCACCUGUUUGCCCAUCAGCCUCAAGCCAAAACUCUUUGCGCCCAACUCGGAGAAGGCCGAAGCGCCAAUUUCUUGCCAACGGUGAGGCAAUAACAUUUAAGCUAUUUCGUGUUGCCUCAACUUCUUGA
Molecule: messenger RNA, 801 nt
Organism: Suillus plorans
Lineage: Eukaryota; Fungi; Basidiomycota; Agaricomycetes; Boletales; Suillaceae
Exons: 2
Coding region: 1-801 (266 amino acids)
Source: RefSeq, a predicted model, not a curated record